This is a messenger RNA of Racocetra persica, 145 nucleotides long. The record is from the annotation of a GenBank genome assembly. Lineage: Eukaryota; Fungi; Glomeromycota; Glomeromycetes; Diversisporales; Gigasporaceae.
AGAAGGCGGAUUCUUUGUAGUCAGUCGAGCUAACUGGGUAAUAGGCGAAGAUGCGCAGUAUAAUUUGUGUACGUUGGAAGAUUCUAAAAUAUUCCGAGAAAAAAUAAAAAUUAGACCAAUGUUAUGCAAAUUCCGAAAAGGGUAA